Saccostrea echinata is the source of this 505-nucleotide messenger RNA. RefSeq names its product C-type lectin domain family 17, member A-like. Bases 1 to 462 code for a protein of 153 amino acids. The record is from RefSeq and is a predicted model, not a curated record. NCBI's taxonomy places the organism in Eukaryota, Metazoa, Mollusca, Bivalvia, Ostreida, Ostreidae. The transcript has 5 exons.
AUGCCAAAUUCACGAUUUAAAACCAGUCUGGCCUCGUGUGCAAACGGAUGGAUAAACUUCCAAGAAAAGUGUUACUUCUUCGGGAAGACGAAAGAAACAUGGUACAGUGCAUCGGCUUUAUGUCAAUCCUUUGGUAGUAAAUUGGCUGAACCGAUAACUCAGGAGGAAGUGACAUUCUUAGGUCGUCAAACUAUGCAAAUUGGAAAUGAUGGAGAUUACUACCUUGGCAUACAUGACAUUUUUGUGGAGGGAGAAUGGGUGUAUGCCUUCUCCAGGAAAAAAGUGACCAUAACGAUACCUUGGACCCCGGGUGGACCUGAUAACUACCACGAGGAGGAUUGUGCAUUGAUAGGAUCCGCUCCCGUGUGGCACGGUUUGUGGGGAGAUGCACCCUGCUCAAGUGCACAGUACUACAUCUGUGAAUACGAUUUAGACUUUGGUCCACCAAUGGUAAUAGGAUAACAACAAUGGAAAUUGUAUUAUUGAACAAUGCUUGAACUACAAU